Messenger RNA from Homalodisca vitripennis (glassy-winged sharpshooter), 1398 nucleotides. RefSeq lists its product as uncharacterized. The coding region runs from base 1 to 1398 and encodes 465 amino acids. The record is from RefSeq and is a predicted model, not a curated record. Gene Ontology annotation, molecular function: nucleic acid binding. The transcript has a single exon. Lineage: Eukaryota; Metazoa; Arthropoda; Insecta; Hemiptera; Cicadellidae.
AUGGGUGACAACAGAAAAAGCAAGGUCGAUGGUAAAAUUUUACACAGCCAAGCUAGAGAAAUAAUUUUUAACUUGUACACUUUUAUGAAAAGGGAAGCAGAACAAGGGCCAAUAUUAUUAAAACAAGUUCAACAGCGUGUAGCAGAGGCCACAGGAAUUUCUAAAACUAGUGUAAAAAGAAUUGUGAGUGAAGAAAGAACCGCGCCGAGAAAUGGUCCACGUUUCUCAACUCCCAGAAAAACAUGGUCGAAAAAAAAUAAAAAAAAAACAGCUGUUGACGACUUUGACAAGACCGUUAUACGGCGGACUGUUCAUGAAUUCCACAGAAUAGACGGUCAGCGACCUACCCUAAAAGCUUUUCUUCCGGUAUUAAAAGAAAAAAUCGGGUUUAGAGGAGGAAUAUGGACUCUGAGACAAGUUCUCAAGGAACUUCAGUUUAAAUGGAGAAAAUCUACAGAUAACAGAAAACUUUUAAUAGAAAAACACGAAAUAAGAGAACACAGAGUUCGUUUUAUUAGAGCUAUAAAACGUUACAGAGAAGAGGGUCGACCAAUUGUUUAUACGGAUGAGACUUAUGUCCACGCUUCGCACACAAAGCCCCACUCAUGGUCAGAUGGCAGCAACAAAGGCCUCUUAACACCUAUUUCUAAGGGCGAAUAUGGAAUAAUUGUUCAUGCAGGUAAUGAGAACGGAUUUAUCGACAAUGCAUUGUUGGUGUUCAAAUCAGGCCAAAAGUCAGGUGACUAUCAUGAUUGUAUGAAUUUUAAAAAUUACAAAAAAUAUCUGCAAGAAAAACUUAUUCCAAAUUUACCACCAAAAACCGUCCUUGUGAUAGACAACGCAUCAUACCACAAUAAACAACUAAACCCCGCACCUACCAGCAAUUCCAAGAAAGCAGAGAUAAUUCAGUGGCUAGUUAACCAUAACAUCCCGUUCCAUGACAAAAUGCUUAAAACAGAACUCUAUCAGAUUGUGAAGCUUAAUAAGAACCCGCACAAAAUGUUUGAGAUUGAUUCCAUACUUGCAGAACACGGCCACUCCGCUUUGCGCCUCCCUCCUUAUCAUCCCGAUCUUAACCCGAUAGAAAUGAUAUGGUCACUGAUAAAAAACCACGUUGCCCUGAAAAACACGACCUUCAAAUUAAAUGACUGCAUCAAUCUAGUGAGAGAGAAAGUCCAAGAUAUUACAAAAGUGGAAUGGGCGAAGAGAUGCCAGCACGUUAGAAAUAUUGAAAAAAAGUAUAUGGAACAUGAAGUAUCUAUUGAUGACAUCACAGAAUCUUUCAUCAUAAAUCUAGAAGCCGGCAGUAGUGAUGACGACAGUGGAAGUGACAGUGAACACUCUAGCCAUAGAGAAGACAGUGGCGGUGAAAUGAGUGGAGUGGAAGUGCUUGAAUAA